GCCAGCCCUUUAAAAGAGCGUGGCCUGCGCCAAACGCGCCACACCGCGGGGACCAGGACGCACAGUUGGUUGCCUGAGGCAUCUCCAUCUCGCCUUCCUUCGGCACCUCGCCUCCCUGGUCCAGCCGCAUCCUCUUUCCGCGAAGGUUUGGGCGAGUGGGGCCAUGCAGCCGGCGGUGCUUCUCAGCAUCCUGGGAGCCGCGGUGCUGGCCGCUGUCAGCUCUGUGCCAGUGGAUAGCAGGAACCACAGUGAAGAGAUGGUGACUCGAUGUAUCAUUGAGGUCCUCUCCAAUGCUCUAUCAAAGUCCAACAUUCCAUCCAUCACCCCUGAGUGCCGGCAAAUUCUGAAGAAGAGUGGAAAAGAGGUCCAAGAUGAAGAGAAAAGUGAAAAUGAAAACACAAAGUUUGAAGUAAGAUUGUUAAGAGACCCAGUUGGCGCCUUGGAAGCCCACAAACCCUCCAGUGGGGAGGAAGCAGGAGACCUGGGGGAAGAGGAUCCUCAAGGUCCUACAAGAGCAAACCCAGAGAAGUGGGCAGAGGGAGGCAGGCCCAGCAGAGAGGGAGCAGAGGAUCCCCAAAGGAGCCCCCACCCUUCCAACAGCCAAGUACCCAAAGAAGCAAAGGCACACCACCAUUCUGAGAAGAGCCAGGGAGAGGACGGAGAGGAGGAAGAGGGAGAGAACUAUCAGAAAGGGGAGCGUGGGGAAGAGGCCAGGGAAGGGAAACCCCUUGAAGAGCCAGAAGAGACACAGAAUACUUUCCUAAACAAAAGAAACCAGGCUGCAGCCAAGAACAAAGAGGAAUCAGUGGCCAAAUCAGAUGCACUCCCUGUUGGGCAGUCUGAGGAGAAGACACACAGCAAGGAGAAGAGCAGCCAGGAGAGUGGAGAGGAGGUGGGGAGCCAGGAGAGUGAACACCCUCAGGAGUCUGAAAGUCAACCCCAGAGCAGGGAGGAAUCUGAGGAGAGCGAGGAAGGCACCACCUCUGAGGUAACCAAACGACGCACAAGGCCCAGACACCACCACGGGAGGAGCAGGCCCGACAGGUCCUCUCAGGAAGGGAAUCCUCCCUCUGAGGAAAGAGGACACACCCUCCAAGAACCUGAGGAGGCAAAGGUUGGGGAGAAGAAGGACCACCAUUCCACCCACUACAGGACUUCAGAGGAGGAACCCGAAUAUGGGGGAGAAGUGAGGAAUUAUCCAGGCGUCCAGUCUCCCGAGGACCUGGGUGGGGGGCACUAUGGGGGCAGAGGAAGUGAGGAAUACAGAGCUUCAAAGCCUCAGAGUGCUGAGAUCCAGGAGGAGGAGGAGGAGGAGGACAAGAGAAACCCCCCCAGCUCAGAGCUUGACCCCAUGGCACACGGAUAUCGUCAGGAAAGUGAGGAAGAGAGGGGCCGCGAGAGGGCAACGGGACACCAUCCCAGAAGCCAAGGAGGGGAACCAGGGGCUUAUCUGACUCCUGACACCAGAGAAGAGAAAAGGUUCUUGGGAGAAGCCUAUCACCAUGUUCCAGAAAGCCAGAGGGAUAAGGCCAAGAGGCACCCGCAAGGUGAGUGGCAGGAGCAGGACAGAACUUACCUCAGCUAUGAUGAGGAAGGACCCCAAGGGAAGUGGCCACAGCAGGAGGACCCCAGGGACCUUAGAGAGGACAGGGAGGAAGCAAGUCUACAAGACAGACAAUACGCCUCCCAUCACACCACUGAGAAGAGGAAGAGACUAGGGGUGCUGUUCAACCCCUACUACGACCCUCUCCAGUGGAAGAGCAGCCGUUUUGAGAGAAAAGACCACGCAGACGACAGUUUUCCCGAAGGGGAAGAGGAAAAUGGACUGACUUUGAGUGGGAAGAAUUUCUUCCCAGAAUACAGCUAUGACUGGUGGGAGAAAAAGCCCUUUGCAGAUGAUGUGAAUUGGGGAUAUGAGAAGAGAAGCUAUGCUAAGGCCCCCAAACUGGACCUGAAAAGGCAGUACGACAGAGUGGCCGAGCUGGACCAGCUCCUUCACUACAGGAAGAAGUCCGCUGAGUUUCCCGACUUCUAUGACUCUGAGGAACAGAUGGGCCCGCACCAGGAGUCGGAGAAUGACAAGGAGACGGUCGACCAGAGAGUUCUGACAGAGGAAGAGGAAAAAGAACUUGAAAAUUUGGCUGCAAUGGAUUUGGAACUACAGAAAAUAGCGGAGAAGUUCAGUCAAAGGGGCUGAUGGUUAUUGGAGCAGUGGGUGGUUUUAAGGAGCAGCAGCCCUGGCAUUAUCUAUUUUUCCACCACUGUACUGAAAGACACAAUUUAUUUAUCCAAAGGCAGAAAGUAGAAUGUACUACUCAUUAAAUGUUUGACACAAUUGAAAAUGUCAUUAAUUUUUUUGCCAAAAUGCUAUUGAAAAUAUGAAUAGCAUGACUUGUAGCAUAUUCUUUCUUGCAAAGUAGAUAUAUUAACAUGCUUGUGACAAUGACUUUGUGCUACUGUCUUUGAAAAUAUGUUUGUCUCGAUUUGAAGUAAUAAAAGAUUCACCUGAGACCCAAAA
This is a messenger RNA of Ictidomys tridecemlineatus (thirteen-lined ground squirrel), 2518 nucleotides long. It is a transcript of the gene Chgb, whose product is annotated as chromogranin B. The record is from RefSeq and is a predicted model, not a curated record. Gene Ontology annotation, cellular component: secretory granule. NCBI's taxonomy places the organism in Eukaryota, Metazoa, Chordata, Mammalia, Rodentia, Sciuridae.